GAGAGUCACACACAGAGUGAGGAGAAGGCCAGAAUACCCAGACAAUCCACCCAAAACCUGAGCGAGAAGGAGGGUAAAACUGCCAAGAUGUACCGUCGAGAUGAGAGAACAGCUUCACACCAGAAAAAACAAGAAGAAAACCUCUGCUCUGCUUUAGAGGAAGUUACUGGGGAGACAUACAAUCCAGCUGUGGAUAAAACUGAUGGCACUGUUUCAAUGGGUGAGGCCACCACGGAAUACAAGAAGGAGGGUUCUGUAAAAGUUGGCAAGGGUGGGACUAAUAUGGGAACUACUGAUGACGUCACUCAAGAGCGAGGAAGAAAGAAGUUGCCUGUUCAGGAAGACCAGGAAAUGAAAAUGAAAAAUGGAACCUCAGAGGCAGUUGAAGAUGAAGACACCAAGUGCACUGAUGGAGCUGUAGGCGGUUUGAGAGAACUAAAAGGUCCCUAUAAGACUAAACGUCAAUCAUCAUUGAAAAAGACCAAAGGGGAAAUGUGUCUGUCAGUUGUGGGUGGGAACUUGAACCAUGACCAUCCAACAGUGGGACAGGUAAAGCCACAUGAAGAUGAAAACAAAGGUGACAUUGAGAAAGAGAAUAAAGUGUCAGAGGCAGCAAGGUGUGACAUCAAGCCUGGCCGGAAUGACAAUCACAAACAAAGUGAGCUGGAAGGGACAGGAUCCCCUACAACUGACCCUCCCAUUCAAGGGGACGAAGAAGACUUGCCCAUUGUGCCUACAGUAGGGCCAAGCUCUAUUUUGGAGAAGCUACUGAAAAGAAACAAAAGUGAGGCGUCUCCAGAUCUCUCCAAAGUUAGAAAGGUGGUGUCAAGGGACCAGUCUGAUGAUCAUGACCAGCUGAAAACCGCUGAGACAAAGCCUCAUCCACAGGGUGUUGCGACAGGGGCCAUACCAACACCAAUAUCAGCCGUGAAGGAAACUAAACCAAAACCUGCCGUAAUGAAAACAUCAAAAUCAUCCGCUGAUAUUGCAAAGACAGCUCCAUCAGAUAAAAAUAUCCCUGGAUUACAGUGCGAUAUUGAGGAGGAAACCAUAAUGUCAUCAUCCUCUGUAUGUACAACAGAGAGACCCCCUAGAGUGGAAGUUAACACUAAGCCCUGCCAUGAGGAGGAUCAUCCACAAAGUCUGACAAAGAGUGAGCAGGCAGGAAAAACUGCUCAGGACUCCACAGAUAUAAUCUGUCUACCAGCUUCACCUCUAGUGACUGGAUCUGUCACAGAGAGAGAAGCGAGGACAUCCUCACCAAUGGAUGAGGCUGACUGUAAAGGUUCAGAGCAGGACUCAGCAACAACAGUUGCCUCACCCCAAAACGAGGGGAAGACGAUGGGAAAUACACUCCCAGCUGAAACCCAGUCACCAGAGCGCUCACAGAGUCUACCUGUUGAGGGCAGGCCAUCCUCUAGGAGUGAUGUCAUUGUCAUCCCAGAAAAACCUGCAUCUUCCUCAGUGUCUGAGGUCAUCACUGAGUCUAUGGAGUCUAUGUCCUGCAACAAAGAGGAUGAUCAAACCACAGAGCCCCUGCCUUUGCACAACAUAGAUGAAUCACCCAGCACUAUCACUGUCACUGAGAUUCCUCCACCACAACCAGAAAAUACCACUGUGGGGAAGACAACACCUAGCCUAUGCACCUCAGAGGCCUUGCAUGAUGAUUCUCUGGAGGAGGCGAAGACCAUGAAGGACCCUCCUCAAAUAACAGACAUCCCAGUUGUAGUGAUAGAGGCUACCCUGGCCUCGGUAGGAACUGGGAUGGCUCGAUCAGAAGAAAGCCAAGAGAGUAUGGAUAAUCAGAACAAAGAUGAGAAGCUUCAGUCUCAAAAUGAGACUUUAAAAACAGAACCUGUGUCACAGCAAGUCACAGAGAGCACCACUGCAGUACACCGUGAUGAAAAGUCUACCCAGGACAAGGACGAAACUGCCUCCGAGAGUGACAAACACCAGGAUACUCUUAAAUCGAGGCCUGUUUCUGAACUCAUAAAGGAGAACAUUCUACUACAAGAAAAGCUGAAGCAUCCGGAUUUGACAAAGCCAUUGGAAGCAAAGCCUGAUUGGGUUUCGGAGCAAGCCCAGUCUGUGAAGGUGGCUCAAAUGUUGGCGGCUUUUGACUUCCCCAAGAAAUCCCCAGAGAAGGCACUAGAGAGGAAACCAUCUGUGAGAAAAGAUAUGUUCAGGCGAGUUGUGCGAGCGAGCAAAUUCCGUCAUGUAUUUGGCCAGGCGGUGAAGAAUGACCAGUGUUACGACGACAUCAGAGUGUCUCGGGUCACAUGGGACAGCUCGUUCUGCGCCGUCAAUCCCAAGUUUGUCGCCAUCAUCAUAGAGGCCAGCGGAGGCGGGGCCUUCCUGGUCCUCCCUCUUCACAAGUCGGGCCGCAUUGACAAGGCCUACCCCACAGUGUGUGGUCACACGGGCCCUGUGCUGGACAUCGACUGGUGCCCCCACAAUGACCAGGUCAUCGCCAGCGGCUCGGAGGAUUGCACGGUCAUGGUGUGGCAGAUCCCUGAGAACGGGCUGGUUACCGGCAUGUCUGAGCCCGUGGUGGUCCUGGAGGGACACUCCAAAAGGGUUGGCAUCAUCACAUGGCACCCCACGGCACGCAACGUCUUGCUCAGUGCUGGCUGUGACAACCUGAUCAUCAUCUGGAACGUGGGGACGGGCGAGGCCAUGAUCCAGCUGGAGGAUAUGCACCCUGACGUCAUCUUCAGCGCUUGCUGGAACCGCAACGGCAGCCUCAUCUGCACCGCCUGCAAGGACAAGACCAUCCGCGUCAUCGACCCCCGCAAGGAAGAGAUUGUAGGGGAGAAGGAAAAGGCACACGAGGGGGCACGGCCCAUGAGGGCCAUCUUCCUGUCGGACGGGAAUGUGUUCACCACAGGCUUCAGCCGCAUGAGUGAGAGACAGCUAGCCCUAUGGAAUCCGCAAGCCAUGGAUGAGGCAAUCUCAGUGCAUGAAAUGGACACCAGCAAUGGAGUCCUCUUGCCCUUCUAUGACCCAGACACCAAUGUGGUUUACCUGUGUGGUAAGGGUGACAGCAGCAUCCGCUACUUUGAGAUCACGGACGAGGCCCCAUUUGUCCACUACCUCAACACCUUCACCACCAAGGAGCCCCAGAGGGGAAUGGGAUAUAUGCCCAAGAGAGGCCUGGAUGUCAACAAGUGUGAGAUCGCCAGGUUUUAUAAACUGCACGAAAGGAAGUGUGAACCUAUCAUCAUGACUGUGCCAAGAAAGUCUGACCUGUUCCAGGACGACCUGUACCCAGACACGGCAGGACCAGACUGUGCCAUUGAGGCGGAGGAUUGGUUCGAGGGGAAGAACGGCGAGCCCAUCCUCAUUUCCCUGAAGAACGGCUACGUCCCUGGCAAGAACCGCGACCUCAAGGUGGUCAAGAAGAACAUUCUGGACAACAAGCUGAGCAAGAAUGCGGAGAACACAAGCCCAGCCAACAAGUCUGCCUCAUCCACUCCAUCCAUAAAAAACGAAGCCAAGCUGGAAGAGGUCUUGAAAGAAAUCAAAUCCCUCAAGGACUUGGUCAGCAGUCAGGAGAAGCGAAUCAUCCAACUCGAGGAGCAGAUGUCCAAGAUCGCCAUUUAAGGAUCCUCCCCCCACCCUGCCACAAUUCAGGACGAACCAUUGGCUGGGAGGUGGGCGGGACCAGUCACUGGCAAUCUAGAUGACAGAGUUCCGCCUGAAACCUGCCUAGUAACGAUCCCAAGCAACAUUCCGAGAUGAACUUUUUUCUUAGCCAGCCCUAACCCUCAGUUAACACAGAUGAAAUAUGGCAAACCAUUCCAUUCCUUUUAAUAAGUGGCAGUUUAGUUUUGUUUGUUGUAUGAAAAAAUCUUACAUAUUCCUUUUUAAGAUUGUGACCAAGAAAAUUCCAAUGUGAACAGUUCCUAUUUGGGUAAACCCAAAUGUUUUAUAUGUAGGUAUCAGUAUUUUCUCUCCCCCAUACCCCAACUUCUUAUCUUGCCAAAUUUUAAAGGAGUUUUGUUUAUACACCUCCUUGACAGUAUUUUUUUCUUUCGUUUUCUUAGUUUUUCCCGGGAAGAUUCAAAAUGCGAACUAUAUGGGACAAUGCAAUAGGCUGGUAAUACAAGGAGAGGGGGGGGAAGAUUUCAAUAAUCAAUCAAAUACUGUAAAAUACAUCAAUGAGAAACUUGACUGAUUGACCACCAAACACUCAGAGAAAUUGAUCCUGAUGUAUCGUAGAGCUUUUAGAUAUCAAAGACAACAGAAGUACUGAGGUAUGAUUCAUGCUGUAAGUGUUAUGUGAAGGUUCUCAUUCUCUUUUUUCUGAAACUCAGAUCUCUCCUCCCCUCUUAGUGGACUACAUCAUAAUGGGACCACUGUCUGGACACUUGCUAACAUCUCCUGACCAGAGUUAAUGCUUAAAAUAGAUAUUCUACUCGAGGUUCAUUCUCUAUCUUUGAUCUCUAACUCUAGCUUGUCUUACUAAGCAAGCAGCAAACAAAGUCCUUUCAUAAAGUUUGAUACCUUCUAUAACUUAUGUAUGCAUCUAUCACAGUAAACGACUUGAACAAUG
Coregonus clupeaformis (lake whitefish) is the source of this 4555-nucleotide messenger RNA. RefSeq names its product coronin-1C-A. Lineage: Eukaryota; Metazoa; Chordata; Actinopteri; Salmoniformes; Salmonidae. The record is from RefSeq and is a predicted model, not a curated record. Gene Ontology annotation, molecular function: actin filament binding. The transcript is spliced from 11 exons. Gene Ontology annotation, biological process: neural crest cell migration; actin filament organization. The coding region runs from base 88 to 3603 and encodes 1171 amino acids.